AGUUUAUAUCGAACAUCGGCUAGAGGAAAAACUAAAAAUUUUCAAUGCAUUUUAAAAGUUUUUCGCGUAUUUUUUUUCUAAUGUGCCUGUUUAUUAUUUCUGAAAGUAAAUAUACUACGAGGGUUCUUCCAAAACAUCUUAACACAACUCCAGACGCACCUUGUACGAAUAUCGGACCACCCGAUACAGAAACUGGUAGUAAAUGUGAAUGUCCUUCGGGAUUUCGAAAAAAAGGAACACGCUGCAUUGAUAUAAACGAAUGCGAUCAAGAAGAUUGUCCGCCGGCUGGUGAUAUUUUGUUUGCAGACGCUGCUGACGAAGACGAAUACGAAGAUGAAGACUACGACGAAGAAAAUUAUAGCGACGAUUACGAAGAAGAAGAAUAUGUAGAUCCGAGGAUUAAAAAUGUUGGAGAAAACGCUAAAAAAGAUCGAUACGAUGAAGAUUACGAAGAUAUUAAGGCUUCAAAUGAAGAAAUAUCAUCGAAUACGUCUAAAGAUACCAAAAGUGAAGAAACAACAAUAAAAACAGUUGAAAUAGAUAUUGAAGAUGAAGAUAAAACUAAAAAUAUGAAUGACACUCUUAAUUCUGUUGAUAAAAAUGAUGAAAACACUGUUAUUAACAUUGAAAAUGGAGAUACCAAUGUUUUAAUAGAUAAGAAAGACGAAGAGGACGAUAAUGGUGAAGUUAGCGAAGAAAUAACUACUACAAAUGAAGAAUUAUCAUCUAAUGCUUCUAUAGAUACCAAAAGCGAAGAAACAACGAUUAAAACAGUUAAAAUAGAUAUUGAAGAUGAAGAUAAAACUAAAAAAAUAAAUGACACUCUUAUAUCUUUUGAUAAAAACACUAGUAUGUUUAGUGACACUAAACAUAAAGAUAAAAGUGUUUUUAUAGAUAGGAGAGAUGAAGACGACGAUAAUGGUGAAGGGAACGAAGAAACCACUACUUCAAAUGAGGAAUUAUCAUCUAAUACUUCUAUAGAUGUUGAAAGUGAAGAAAUUACUACCAAAACAGAUAGAAUAGACAUUAAAGAUAAUGAAAAAAGUGUUGUAAUAGAUAGGAAAGAUGAAGAUUUUGAAGAUACUACUAUAAUUGACGUUAAAACAACUAAUAAAGAUACUAAUCACAAUAAAAAUGAUGAUAUAGAAAAACUAGACGACGAAGACAAUGAUACAACUGAAGAUUACGAAGAAUACGACGAAACAACUGAAGAAUCUAUCACUGAUUUAACAGACAGACCUAAAUUAGUCGAUUCUGGCAGAAAAAUCAACGAAAUUACUACUGAAACAAAUGAAAUAGAUACUGAAGAUGAAGAUAAAACUAAAAAUAUGAAUGAAACGCUUAAUUCUGUUGAUAAAAAUGAUAAAAACACUGUUAUUAACAUCGAAAAUGAAGAUACCAAUGUUUUAAUAGAUAGGAAAGACGAAGAGGACAAUAAUGAUGAAGAUAACGAAGAAAUAACUACUUCAAAUGAAGAAUUAUCAUCUAAUACUUCUAAAGAUAUUAAAAGGAAAGAAAUUACUACCAAAACAGAUGGAAUAGACAUUAAAGAUAAUGAAGAAAAUGUUGUAAUAGAUAGGAAAGACGAAGAUUAUGAAGAUACUACUAUAAUUGACAUUAAAACAACUAAUAAAGAUACCAAUCACAAUAAAAAUGACGAUAUAGAAAAACUAGAUGAAGAAGACGAUGUUACAACUGAAGAUGACGAGGAAUACGACGAAACAACCGAAGAAUCUAUCACUGAUUUAACAGACAAACCGAAAUUAGUCGAUUCUGACAAAAAAAUUAACGAAAUUGAUGAAGAAAAUAAAAACAAAGUAACAACCGAAGAAGAUAUCGAUGAAUACGAUGAUUAUGACGAAGAAUAUACCGAUAACGAAAUAGAAGAAGAAUGCGAAGAAGGCGAUUGCGAAGAAAUCGACGAAUGCGAUUCGGCGACGAACCCCCUUUGUCAAAAUACGACUUGUUCCCACGGGGAAACGAGAAUAGACGGAAAAAUGCGAUGCACGUGUCCUUUGGGGUUCGUAUUAGGUUCGGAUAACAAAACUUGCGAAGACAUCGACGAAUGUCUUUUGCUCGGAGACUGUUCGCAGACGUGCGUAAACGUGGUGGGAUCUUAUAAAUGCGGCUGUAGGGAGGGUUUCGUUUUGGAACGGGAUAAAUUCUGCGUGGAUGUAAACGAAUGCGAUGAAAACGAAGAUUUACACGAAUGCGAACAUAUUUGCGUCAAUUAUCAAGGUGGGUACGAAUGUUCAUGUUACGAAGGAUUCGAACUUUCAUCAGACGACGUGACUUGCGUCGACAUCGACGAAUGUCAAACUGACAACGGGAAUUGUAGCCAAAAGUGUAUAAACACUCGGGGUUCGUACUUCUGCGCAUGCGAGGAAAAUUACACAUUAAAAAACGAUAACCGGACUUGUAUAAUGACGGAUCCUUGUUGGGGAGAUAACGGCGGUUGUUCACACAGAUGCGUCAACGAAAACGGUACCGCCAAAUGCGAAUGCCCCGAAGGGCACAUCCUAGAAGACAAGGAUUGCUAUAUACUUGAUCCUUGUUCGACAGAUAAUGGCGGUUGCAGCCAUAUUUGCAUUAACGCGAAUUCGGCGGUUAGAUGCGCAUGUCCCUCAAACUUCGAACUCGUCAAUUCCACAACUUGUACGGAAAUCGAUCCCUGCACCGAAAACAACGGGGGUUGUUCGCAUAUUUGCGCAUUUAAAGAAGGCGUUCCAAUAUGUUCGUGUCCUCAAACUCACGAAUUACACAAUUUAACGCAUUGCUCGGUUAAAAACCCUUGUUUGGAGGACAACGGGGGUUGUUCGCAUAAUUGCGCAUUUAAAGAAGGCGUUCGAACAUGUUCGUGUCCUCAAACUCACGAAUUACACAAUUUAACGCAUUGCUCGGUUAAAAACCCUUGUUUGGAGGACAACGGGGGUUGUUCGCAUAAUUGCGCAUUUAAAGAAGGCGUUCGAACAUGUUCGUGUCCUCAAACUCACGAAUUACACAAUUUAACGCAUUGCUCGGUUAAAAACCCUUGUUUGGAGGACAACGGGGGUUGUUCGCAUAAUUGCGCAUUUAAAGAAGGCGUUCGAACAUGUUCGUGUCCUCAAACUCACGAAUUACACAAUUUAACGCAUUGCUCGGUUAAAAACCCUUGUUUGGAGGACAACGGGGGUUGUAGUCACUUUUGUUCAAGCGAUGAAGAAGGGGAAGUGGAAUGUUCGUGUCCUGAGGGAUUCGCCUUGGAAGGUUCGUUAAAUUGUGUACCAACAGAUCCUUGUUCACUUAAUAACGGAAAUUGUUCCCACAUAUGUAAUUCGACCUCAUUAGCGAGAAUCUGUUCUUGCCCCGAAGGUUACCGAUUAAAAAACGAAACGUACUGCGUCGAAUCGAAUCCGUGUUUCGUAAACAACGGGGGUUGUUCGCACGGCUGCGUCAAUCUACAAGGCGUACCGAAAUGUACCUGCCCGCCGGGAUACAAAUUAUUCGAUAAAACCUGCAAGGACGAGGAUCCGUGUACGAAAAACAACGGGGGUUGUUCGCAUAUUUGUCGUAGCGAAGGGGGUAAACGAAAAUGUCUUUGUCCCGCUGGGUAUAUUCUGCGACCCAACGGUAGGGUUUGUAAGGAAAUUAACGAAUGUAGGGUGAAUAAGGGCGGUUGUUCGCACGGUUGCAAGAAUCUACCGGGGUCGUACGAAUGUACGUGUCCUGUCGGAUUGAAAUUAGACCGAACAAGGAAUAAAACUUGCGUGGACGUCGACGAAUGUUCGAUUGAUAAUGGGGGCUGCGAAAUGAUUUGUAGAAAUUUUAUGGGGGGGUUUAAAUGCGGUUGUCCCGAAGGAUAUAAGCUACAGAGGGAUGGUAAGUCUUGCCGACCAUCUAGGGUGGUUUAUUGCAAACCACCACCGGCUCCGGUGAACGGCGUCGUCAGGUGUUGGGAGGAAAAACUUGAUAAAGUACCAGCGGGUACUAGAUGUAACGUCUGGUGUAACGAAGGAUAUAAAUUAAAAGGAAAUAAACAGAAAAUUUGUACAGAAACGGGAAAAUGGGAAAACGACGAUCAAAUUUGUUUGGUGGCGACUUGUCCCAAAUUACCAGUUAUCCGAAACGGUUGGUAUAUACCGGGUGUUUGUAAUUCCGGUAGGACUUAUAUCGGAGAAUCGUGCGCCAUCUAUUGUCGCGAAGGUUUUACUUUGAAAGAAGGAAUCGGUAAUUAUACGUGCGAUUCUAAUAUGAAUUGGACGCCCGCUGUCGCGUCGGACGUUUUGUACGGCUCCUGUAUCAAAACGCCGGAUAAUACGUACGUUACCUGUCCUAAUAAAGGACGAAUGGAUUUUGUCCUGCCCCAAGGUGAAAAGCAGAUGUUAGUGAAAAUACCGAAGCCGGAAACGAACGCCGAUUGGAAUUUGGUCAUUUCGCGACCGGUUUGGGGUACCAGAUUGGAAACCGUCCUCCCCGCCGGAAGGUCUGAAUUAAAUUUCAUAGCCGCUUCGUCGUCCGAUUUUAACCGGACCGCAUCGUGUAAAUUGGUCAUAAACGUUUUGGAUAAAGAGCCGCCUUCAGUGGCGGAAUGCCCGGACAACGUCGAGAGACGCCUUCAUAGCGGGGAAACAACCGCCAUCGUCUACUGGAAAGAACCGAUUUUCCAAGACAACGUCGGAAUUUCCAAGAUUUACAAAACGAGAGAGCCAGGAAGCGAGUUCGGACCUGGAUUACAUCACAUAACUUACGUAGCCAACGACGAGGCUGGAAAUAGAGCGUUCUGUCAUUUCAGUAUUGACGUCAGAGAUAAUUUGUACAACGAACCAUCGAACUCAUUAGAGCAAUUGAGCUCGGCGACGUACGCAAGUCAUAGAACAGCCGGGAAGUACAAGGCCGUUUUAAUCUGUCCCAAUGGCGUAAAAUUUAUUACUGACGAUCUUUAUAAGUACAAUAAUAUGUUGUCAGGUAAGUUGGGUUGCUAUUGGAAACACGUAAAGGUUGCCAAGUCGCCGAUGGAGCCUCAGCUUUUUACGGUACCGAAGGUUUAUUCGGAGAGUCGAUUACCUUUUAAUAUGAGACGUGAUCGAAGAGUUUUUUUCAAAUGGAAUCGAUGAAAUUUCGGUAGACCCUGUAUUAUAUAAAACUCGAAUAUUUACGCCAUAACGUGUUCUUUUCAAAAUGGACAUUUUAUCAAUGCUCCUAGAAAUUUUUAAUCAUGGG
This is a messenger RNA of Diorhabda sublineata, 5199 nucleotides long. Its product is annotated as extracellular matrix protein A. NCBI's taxonomy places the organism in Eukaryota, Metazoa, Arthropoda, Insecta, Coleoptera, Chrysomelidae. Gene Ontology annotation, molecular function: calcium ion binding. The record is from RefSeq and is a predicted model, not a curated record. Bases 45 to 5093 code for a protein of 1682 amino acids. The transcript has 15 exons.